GUCACGUGAGCGCCGUGUCUCUGCAGCUCUGCCUUUGCUUCCUGCUCCUUUCUGAGCUUCAGGCCCAUGGAGGAGGAGGAUGAGGAGGCGCGGGGGCUGCUUGGGGACCGCCCCGAGGGGGACAACGCAGUCCCGGGCGCCCCGCGUGCUCUGCCCGCUCUGUGCGAUCCCAGCCACCUGGCGCACCGGCUCGUGGUGCUGUUCCUGAUGUGCCUUCUUGGCUUCGGUAGCUAUUUUUGCUAUGACAGUCCUGCUGCCCUUCAGACUCAGGUUAAACAGGACAUGCAAGUGAAUACUACGAAAUUUAUGCUGCUGUAUGCCUGGUAUUCUUGGCCCAAUGUAGUUUUGUGUUUCCUGGGUGGCUUUUUGAUAGACCGAAUAUUUGGAAUACGAUGGGGCACAGUUAUUUUUAGCUGCUUUGUUUGCAUUGGACAGGCUAUUUUUGCUCUGGGUGGAAUAUUUAAUGCUUUUUGGCUGAUGGAGCUUGGGAGGUUUGUGUUUGGGAUUGGUGGAGAGUCCUUAGCAGUUGCCCAGAACACAUAUGCCGUGAGUUGGUUUAAAGGCAAAGAAUUAAACCUGGUGUUUGGACUCCAACUCAGCAUGGCCAGAAUUGGCAGCACAGUGAAUAUGAACCUCAUGGGAUGGCUGUAUACUAAGAUUGAAGCUUCUCUGCGUUCACCUGGCCACAUGAUCCUGGGAGUAACACUCAUGAUUGGGUGCGUAACGUGCAUUCUUUCACUAUUCUGUGCCUUGGUCCUUGCUUAUUUGGAUCGGAGAGCAGAGAAAAUCCUUCAUAAAGAACAAGGAAAAACAGGUGAUGUCAUUAAGUUGACUGACGUAAAGGACUUCUCCUUGCCCCUGUGGCUGGUCUUCAUCAUCUGUGUCUGCUACUACGUGGCAAUAUUCCCUUUCAUUGGGCUGGGCAAAGUUUUCUUCAUGGAGAAAUUCGGAUUUGCUUCCCAGUCAGCAAGUGCAAUUAACAGUGUUGUGUAUGUCAUAUCAGCUCCCAUGUCGCCAGUGUUUGGACUCCUGGUGGAUAAAACUGGAAAGAACAUCAUCUGGGUCCUGUGUGCUGUCGCUACCACCCUCGUGUCCCACAUGAUGCUGGCCUUCACCUUUUGGAACCCAUGGAUUGCUAUGUGUCUCCUGGGUCUCUCCUACUCAUUGCUUGCCUGUGCGUUGUGGCCAAUGGUGGCAUUUGUAGUUCCAGAACACCAGCUGGGAACUGCAUAUGGAUUCAUGCAGUCCAUUCAGAACCUCGGGCUGGCCGUCAUUUCCAUCCUGGCUGGCAUGAUACUGGAUACUCGGGGAUACUUGUUUUUGGAGGUUUUCUUCAUUGCCUGUGUUUCUUUGUCACUUUUAGCUGUGGUCUGUCUGUAUGUGGUGAAUCGUGCCCGAGGUGGGAAUCUAAAUUACUCUGCAAAACAAAGGGAAGAAUUAAAACUUUCUCAUUCCGAGUAAGGCUCUGAAAUGGAGGUGUUGAGAAUGGGCAGCAUGCACCACUGAUUGGAAACCGUCAUGAAGAUUUUCUUUCUUUUUCUUUUAACAAAAGAGUCAUUUAGAAAAAUAAUAGAGUGGAAAAUAUAUUUAUAUUUCAAAUGCAUCUACUAAAAGUGUGUUCAUGCAGACCAUUUUAGCCUGUGGUUUUUGUAACUUGUGUCACUACAGAAUUCUAAUCAACAGUGAACAGUGUAGAAAAUUGGUCUGGAACACUCAGUGAGCUUUAAGAAGGGCCAGCUCUAAUAGUCUGCAUUUUCUAUUGGGGUAGUUUUUAGUCUGUGCAUCCUCAGGAUGAGCCUUUUCUGUAACAGGGAAAAGGAAAAAAAAAAAAAACCCACAAAGUAUGAGGGUUUGUAUAGAAAACUGUUACAUACAGAAUAAAUGAUGACCCUUUCACAGGCGUGCACUGUUUCAUAGAGAAUGGCAUGCAAUUGCUUCCUACUCUCCACUAGGGAAUCAAGAGUGUCAUUAAUGGUGGCUGCUGGGCAGCAACCUUUGGAGGUUUUUGUUGUUGUUUUUCCUAUCAGGUACAUAAUUUGUAGUACAAGCUUUCUGAAGAGUUUAUUUUUUUUCUCUUAAAGACAAUAAAAGUGUCUUUCAAUUUAUAAUGGCUACUUAUGUACAUGGGCACAUAAAACCAGUACAGAAAUUAUACUUUAUGUUUUCCUUAUGUUUUUAAAAUGUCAAUGCUGAUUUCAGUUUUGCUGUGGAAGAUGAUCUCCAGAAAUCAGAGCUGCAAUAAGAAAAUGUCCUAGGUACAGUCUCAUUGAAUAAUUACAGGUGUAGGGUACAUGUGAUGCAAAGCGUCAUAUAUAUAUAUGCUUACAGCUUUGGCAUUGAGAGGCUGGAGAGAUGACAGUGCCCAAGAACAUUUACUCCUCUUCAGUUUCCAGCAUCCACAUGGGGCAGGCAGCUCACAGUCAUCUUUAACUCCAGCUCCAAGGGAUCCAGCACCCUCCUCUGACCUCCCCAGGCUCUUGCAUAUUAAGGCUCUUGCAGGCGUGAGAGCACACACUUGUGCAUAUGCACAUACAAAUAUAAUAAUAAUACUGGAUCUUUUAAAAAGCUCAGAAACUGUUUUAAAAAUGCAUUCCUUUCCUUUUUCAUUUAUCAUUUAUUAUGCCAUUAUUUACUUGUUUUGAGGCUUUGACUACAUGUGGCUUUUGCAGCACAGGCCAAGUAUGAAGUUGACCUUGCACAUGUGCUGGCUGACUCCUAUGUGCUGGCCUUGUCCUUUCUACUGGUCUACACACAAGCUGUAGGAAACUUUGAUUAUAUAUAUAUUAUAUACAUUAUUUUUACAUACAUACAAUAUUAUAUACAUAUUUUUUUUCUUUUUUUUUUGUUUUUUUUUUUUAGACAGGGUUUCUCUGUGUAGCUUUGGAACCUAUCCUGGCACUCGCUCUGGAGACCAGGCUGGCCUUGAACUCACAGAGAUCUGCCUGCCUCUGCCUCCCGAGUGCUGGGAUUAAAGGUGUACGUCACCAAUGUCCCGAGAUGUUUUUAUAAAUGGGUUAUGUGCCUGCCCCUCUCACAGGCUUUGUCCAAUGCUAUUUCCUUCUCCUACAGUGUGUUCUCCAGUGUACAUUCUAACCUGGUUUUACCUGAUUUAAACAAAAACUGUAGUUCCAGCCCAGAACCAUUCUUCCAUGCAGAAACUCCUCCAGACCACUCAGGUCAGAUACAAUCCAUGAUGUCUAUGAACUUUAAAACCUCAUACUUGGCCUUCUUAGCUCACCUCAGUUUGUGAGGAAUUUGUGGCAGUGUGGGUUUGGGGUGGUGUGUUUCCUCCUCCUUAGAUUGUCAGCUCCAUGAGAGCAGGGACAUUGGUUUGUUAGUGAAUGUAUCCACAGUGCCUAGCACAAUGUAUGUACAAAACUUUCCUUCCUUCCUUCCUUUCUUCCUUCCUUUCUUCCUUCCUUCCUUCCUUCCUUCGCUCCCUCCUUCCUUCUUUCCUUCCUUCCUUCCUUCCUUCCUUCCUUCCUUCCUUCCUUCCUUUCUUUUCUUCCUUCCUUUCUUCUUUAAAAAAUGAUGUGAAAAAUAAAAAAUAAUUGGAAUAACUUGUUUGGAGGAUAAAUGGCAAUUCAAAUAAAAAGACCCCUAAAGGGUUGGUGGGCUGUGUAGUGA
This is a messenger RNA of Cricetulus griseus (Chinese hamster), 3627 nucleotides long. Lineage: Eukaryota; Metazoa; Chordata; Mammalia; Rodentia; Cricetidae. The record is from RefSeq and is a predicted model, not a curated record.